Haliotis rubra (blacklip abalone) is the source of this 1179-nucleotide messenger RNA. RefSeq lists its product as uncharacterized. Gene Ontology annotation, cellular component: external side of plasma membrane. Gene Ontology annotation, biological process: cellular response to lipopolysaccharide; immune response; cell surface receptor signaling pathway. The transcript is spliced from 5 exons. The record is from RefSeq and is a predicted model, not a curated record. NCBI's taxonomy places the organism in Eukaryota, Metazoa, Mollusca, Gastropoda, Lepetellida, Haliotidae. The coding region runs from base 79 to 990 and encodes 303 amino acids.
UCGCGGAGAGGACCCGCAGAGAAUUGUAGCUGGAUUGAUCGCGGUAGUUUUGGAUUCGUGCUACUCUAUCUAUUCACGAUGUCUUCGCUUAUUGGAAAUAUAGCAACUUGUGCCUUUCUCCUGAUGAUCCACGCGUCAAUGGUUGCAGGUGAAUUUGAGGUGCCGAGUGCUGCCGAAGGCUACGUAGGUCAAAGCACCACUCUCCAGUGUAGGCUUGAAGGCUAUCACAGGUGGUAUGUCAUUUCUUGGAUCCGAAGAGAGCCUGACGGAUCCGAAGUUACGAUCGUGCGCUUACCAGCGGAUUCCAAGACACCGGAAUGGGCAACUGGCGUGGAUUAUUCCUUUAAAUCCCGGAUCAGGCAGAAAAUCACUAUUGAGACAGAACUGACGGAGUUUACUCUUGUGUUGAGAGACCUGCAGUGUUCGGAUCGGGGGAUGUAUGUCUGUAAAUAUGUGGGGACGUCUACAGUGCAAAAGGUGCUGCAUCUGUCUGUUAAAGUUGACGCCACGCGACCAUCCAUCCAUUAUAACUACUUGGUCAUUGAGGUUAACUCGUCCUUAAUUGUCGAUUGCAAGGCCAAGGUCGGAUUUCCACCCAAAAAGCUCACUUGGCUGUACAGGCCGAAAGGUCAUGACCGGUUCAAGGUCAUUCCGAACAAUCGGCCAGUGAGAGAACUUAAAAACAAUGAGUGUGAUAUCUACGCUACCCAGCCACUGGAAAUAUUUGCGAAUUCGAACGCAACAGGUGUAAUAUACAGAUGUGCUUUCGAAGGAGAAUAUAACAGGAAUAAUAUGUUCGAUGACGUUAGCGUACAUUUACCAGCUAUAGAAAUUAAACCUGCUACGGAAAGACACGAUUGCAUGAAGACCGGAUCUUGUGCCAUGGAGGCAGUAGUAGAUAGCGACCCAAAUCGAGGAUCGAGUUCAACACCAACAGCACGCCUUACAGUCAUGGUGGUUUUGUGUUUGACAUCCCUGGCCGGUUUGUAAUGCAGAGAGUACUCAAGUUACACCUUCAUCAGUCCCCGCGGGCUUCAUCUACAGGACUGACACCCGGUGUCCUGUGCUGUCAAUGGUACCACACCAUCCGUGACGUCAUAUAACGUCGUGUCUGGAAGAAAUGACAUCGUCAACAGUUUCAAUAGAAAUACAAUAUACAGCCAUUUACAGUGACAUUUC